AUGGCAAAGAUCAAAGGUGUAAAUGCUCGACCAGAGGAUGAAAAGGCCGGCAUAGUUGAACCAAAUGUGAUCUUACUUGGGUACACCGCUCCCACUGGAAAUAGCACUGAUCUCAAUCCCUAUCAAGCAUGGCUCAAAGAUGGGCCAUUCAUGGCUUUCAGAUAG
Puccinia graminis f. sp. tritici CRL 75-36-700-3 is the source of this 165-nucleotide messenger RNA. RefSeq lists its product as uncharacterized. The record is from RefSeq and is a predicted model, not a curated record. Bases 1 to 165 code for a protein of 54 amino acids. Lineage: Eukaryota; Fungi; Basidiomycota; Pucciniomycetes; Pucciniales; Pucciniaceae. The transcript has a single exon.